This is a messenger RNA of Austrofundulus limnaeus, 407 nucleotides long. RefSeq names its product SWI/SNF related BAF chromatin remodeling complex subunit C2 (gene smarcc2). Lineage: Eukaryota; Metazoa; Chordata; Actinopteri; Cyprinodontiformes; Rivulidae. Gene Ontology annotation, cellular component: synapse. Gene Ontology annotation, biological process: cell projection morphogenesis. The record is from RefSeq and is a predicted model, not a curated record.
AGGCAAAGAUGGCGGUGCGGAAGAAAGACGGCGGCCCGAAUGUAAAAUAUUUCGAAGCGUCUGACACCGUUUCGCAGUUUGAUAAUGUCCGCGUCUGGCUGGGAAAGAAUUACAAAAAGUACAUCCAGGCUGAGCCCCCCACCAACAAAUCCCUUUCCAGCCUGGUGGUCCAGCUGCUGCAGUUCCAGGAGGAGGUGUUCGGCAGGCACGUCAGCAACCCUCCCCUCACAAAGCUGCCGAUGAAGUGUUUUCUAGACUUCAAGUCAGGAGGGGCUCUCUGCCACAUUCUGGCUGCUGCCUACAAGUUCAAAAGUGAUCAAGGAUGGCGCAGGUUUGACUUCCAGAAUCCAUCAAGGAUGGACCGAAAUGUGGAAAUGUUCAUGACAAUUGAGAAGUCCUUAGUGCAG